CAAACUCUAAAACCAGGAAGCACGUCGACUUCCUUGUCUUCAAACCAUAUGCUAAUUUCCUGUACUCUGCAACACAGUCGCAUCAGUAUUCAUAUUUAUCUCCUCUAGAAAUUACAGAUUACAAACAUGAAUACGGUAUUGUCGAGGGCAAAUUCCCUUUUUGCUUUCUCACUGAGUGUGAUGGCAGCUCUUACCUUUGGAUGUUUUAUCACGACUGCGUUCAAAGACAGAAGCAUUCCCGUGGAUAUCCAUGUAUCGAAAGUGAUGCUGAAGAAUGUUGAUGACUUCACUGGGCCGAGGGAGAGAAGUGAUUUGGGCUUCCUCGUGUUUGACAUUUCAGCUGAUUUGCGACCAAUAUUCGACUGGAAUGUGAAACAAUUGUUCCUUUACCUAUCUGCUGAGUAUGCAACAAAGAAUAAUGCCCUCAAUCAGGUUGUGUUGUGGGACAAAAUAGUCCUAAGGGGUGGUGAGACAAAGCUGAAACUGAGGGAAUCAAAGCCUGAGUACUUGUUCUUCGACGAUGGAAAUGGCCUGAGGUCCAACAAGAACAUCACCCUGACACUAUCAUGGAAUGUUGUGCCAAAUGCAGGAAUCUUGCCUCUGGUCAUGGGCUCCGGACAUGUUUCUCUCCCUUUUCCCGACUCGUACGAAACUUACAAGAGCUACUGAAUGGUCUGAUGAGCUGGACUUUGUAAAUGUUAGGUCUUUUUCGCUUUCAACUGUUAAUAAAAUCCAAUGUAGUGGAA
This is a messenger RNA of Engraulis encrasicolus (European anchovy), 746 nucleotides long. It is a transcript of the gene spcs3, whose product is annotated as signal peptidase complex subunit 3. The record is from RefSeq and is a predicted model, not a curated record. The transcript is spliced from 5 exons. Bases 127 to 669 code for a protein of 180 amino acids. Lineage: Eukaryota; Metazoa; Chordata; Actinopteri; Clupeiformes; Engraulidae. Gene Ontology annotation, biological process: protein targeting to ER. Gene Ontology annotation, cellular component: signal peptidase complex; membrane.